Colletotrichum acutatum is the source of this 772-nucleotide messenger RNA. Its product is annotated as OHCU decarboxylase. Lineage: Eukaryota; Fungi; Ascomycota; Sordariomycetes; Glomerellales; Glomerellaceae. The transcript has 2 exons. The record is from RefSeq and is a predicted model, not a curated record. Bases 171 to 698 code for a protein of 175 amino acids.
AUGAAGUCUCGCCGGGCUGCGGUCUACCUCACCAAGCACCUUCCACUGUCUAAAAUGCAGAGGGUGCCCUUAGUGCGCGCGAUAUUAAAGACUACGCAGGUCAUGGACGGUUACUUACUCAUCGCUUCAUCGUAAUUCAAAAUCACACAAAGUGCAAUUCGUAGUUCAUUAUGGCUUCUCUACCUGACGUCAACAGUCUUAACUCCCUCCCCGUGGAGCAACAGACCAAGGUCCUAGAUGCGCUCUUCGAGCCGAGCCCCGCGAUUCACGCCUUUCUGCUGCCCUCUAUUUCCACAACAUCUUUCCAGUCUUACGACGAGUUCAUCAAUCAAGCUCAAAAGAUAUUCGAGGCUCUUGCGGCGGACCCUACACAAAAGGCUCAGCUCCACUCAAUCAUCGGCUCACACCCGCGUCUCGGGGCCAAGAAGGUUGAGAGUGCUCAGUCCGCCGCAGAGCAAGCACAGCUCCAGAGCGGAGACGCCGCAGAGCUGGCUGCGCUGAACGCCGAGUACGAGGAAAAGUUCCCAGGCCUGCGUUACGUGGUAUUCGUCAACGGUCGAGGUCGGCCGGAAAUUAUGGAAAACAUGCGUGCUCGUAUCUCCCGUGCUGACUUGGCUCUUGAGGAACUCGCUGCCAUACAGGCAAUGUGUGAUAUUGCCAAAGAUCGUGCCGCUAAGCUCCUGGCUGCUUCGGUCUGAACGGUUCAGAGAUAUCUCAGAGACAUUUUUUCGAUCAAACAAUCGGAGUCAUUUCCUAGAAAAAGAAUUUCCAA